GAGACCUUUAAACAUUUCCAUUGCGGAAAACGAGGAAUUUGCAAGUGCGUCCCGUUUUGCAAAAUUGUUUUGGACGGUGGCAGGUGUUUGAGAAGUGAUAAUUGUUGUGGUAGCCCAAAUCGUUGCGUUUUGUGUUUGUUUGUCAGUUAACAAGAUACACUUGUCGGGCAAGGCGCUCGGGUGUUGUGUGGCUAGUUUAAGUGCAAUCAGCGUUUGAUAUCUGUGCGACGUAUUCACGGGCAAAAAAGGUGCAGUGUACAAAACAAGGGAGCAAAUUGCGUUGUAUUACCAUACACAUCCACACGCACACGUCUCGCUGACAGGGUGGAAUUUUUCGCGUUUCGCUAUUUGAUGGGGCUUUCCCGUUGAGCAGAAGAAAAGCGCCCAUCAGUGUACGGGGGCGAACGUGUGCUGAUAGUGUGUAGUAAAGAAAGUGUGACGCAAUGAAAAAAUCGCUUCUGCUGACUGCCGCUCAACCCAUUCCCAUCGACGCAGUAGCACCUUGAAAUCAUGUUACAACGGGGAAAGCGAAAAGUUUAGGAGGAGGGAAACAAGUAAAUUAGUGUAGCCUGUGUGUUGUUUUGUUCAAGGAUCAAAUUCGCGAACGUGAAUGUUUGUGUGCAAAAGUGGUGGAGUAAAGUAUUUUAAUCGUGCAAGUAGCUUUGCUCCUUCUCCGCGAGAUCGAUCCGUCCCGGGGAAUCAUCAACGUAAGCCAUGCAAAGUGACAUGAAUGAGCUAGGUUCCGAAGUACUGGAUAACUGCCCGUAACUGCAGCUGAAGGAGCCUGGGUAGGAGUAGUUGAAGAGAAGGAGGAGGCAAGGGAAAAGGUCUCGAUCUCGAUCAACGCAAUCACACACAAAGCAAUCAUGGGAGCGAAGGAUUCGAAGCCGUCCUGCAUCAGCUACGAGGAGGCCGUCAAACGGGUGACGGACUCUGAGCUGCGACGCAUCAAGGAUGCGUUUAAACGAUCGGCUGGCACCAGCGGAUCAGUGCUGAGCAAAUGUGCCUUCAUGCAGGAUGUACUCGGCGAUGGCGUACCUUCGGUGGUGGCCGAUUGGCUGUACACGGCGUGCGGCGGUACCGCCAAGGGGAUCGCCUUCAAAGAGCUGCUUUGCGGCCUCGUUCUACUGACGAAAGGAACACAGGAUGAGAAAAUCAAAUUUCUUUGGACGCUGUACUGCAACGACUCUGGCACGCAUAUACUCAAACAGGAGUUCCAAAAAGCCAUACAAAUCGAAACUACCUACCAAAGCAAUGCCACCAAUAGCACCAGCAACACCACCAAUUGUAGCAAUAUUAAUAAUAACAAUCAAUCGGUAGUGAAUAGGAACAAUCAGCAGCAACAAUUGCACUGGAACCGGUUUCAGGUGUCACUAUUCGGCCAGAGCGAUCGCGUCACGUUCGAGCAGUUCAAGUCAUGGAUACAGAUGCACCGUGGUGCGACGGCCUUAUCGAAGUGGUUGCUGCAGGAUGCAUGCGUAAACCUCAGUUCCGAGCUAGAAACGCCUACCUUUUACCAGAGCUUGGCCGGAGUCACCCAUCUGGAAGAGCAGGACAUUGGUGACCUUGAAAAGGUGUUCUGGUUGCUGAAGGGUGCCGCCGUCACGGGACAGCUAGACUUGGAAUCGCUCGGGCCGCUGGUCAGUCCACCCGUUCCAAAAGCGGCCCUCGGUGGCGUAUUCCUCGCGUUCGACGAAAACCACGACGGACACAUUGAUUUCAAAGAGCUGUGCUGUGGUGUGAGUGCCGCCUGUCGAGGACCCAGCGUGGAACGGAGCAAGUUUUGCUUCAAAGUAUUCGAUAUUGAUCGUGAUGGAGUGUUGAGUUUUGUGGAGAUAAGGCAGAUGAUCGACAUAUUGCUGUCGGUGGCUCGUGAAGCAAAUGUUAGUGUAUAUCGGAAUCUGAACCACGACAAGGUGCUUGCCGAGCUGCAUCGACGAGCAACGAAGGGGGGAAAUGGAAGUAAAGAAAAUGCUAGCGAGGCCGAAAGGAUGUCGUCGCUGGAUAGUGCCUGUGCAGCGAAUAUCCCCGAGUUUAAGUUCACUCAAGAAGAUUUCCUGAUCUGGAGCAUCGAAAGCAGUUCGAAUCUGGUCCAACCAUUUCUAGACCUCCUGUUUGAAGUUUGUCACAUAGUGUUGGGGUUGCGGCCACAGUGCCGUCAUCUCGAAGGCGACAUAGUGCGCGGUUGGUUGUCGCGGGAGGUCCGUCGUGGUUACAAAGUGGGACAGUUUUGGUAUUUGAUAUCGUCAGACUGGUGGCAGCACUGGUCACAGUACACGCAACUGUCAUCGCCUAGUUCGUCCUGCGUGCAUUGUAAGACCACUGGUACAAGCUAUGCGAACAAUCGCGCCAAUGCCAGUGCUAGUGGGGUGCACUCUCUAAUGCCCAACGGAGGAGGUGGUACAAGCGCCGGAACGGUCGAUGAGGCAAUGAUCUGUGAUGAAAGCUUUACGUCCAACUCGACCGAGAGUAUGGGCGAUUUACUGGGAGCGGGGGAUUCAUCUAGUCUGGGCUCGGGAAGCAGUGGAAUUUCGUACGGUCGGCAUGCAGGCAGUGCACCCGGUCCCAUCGAUAACAGCUGCCUAAUAGCGCCGAACAUUUACAAGCAAAUACCGACACUGACCGGUGAAGGUGGACGCUUGAAGAGAGAUCUUACUUUGGUGCAGCAUCGUGACUUCGAAUUAGUUCCGGACUCGCUCUGGAAAGCAUUAGCCCAAUGGUACGGUGGUCCGCUGCCCUUGCCAAGACAGGUCAUUCAACCUCACAGUAUUGGGGAUGUCGAAUUGGAACUUUAUCCGUUGAACUUGAGGAUACUACGUCACCAAAACCAACCGGCACAGCAGCAGCAUGGUCAGAUGGCUGGAAGUAGUGCUUGGGCCAGCAUGUCCGGAGGAUACGGUGCAUUAACUACGGGCAGUUAUCCAACUACGGUCUCUUCGGUACCAGCCGUUUUACAUCCGCCUAAGAAAUAUCUCGCUUACACGGCUGCCUUCAGUCGUUUGGCCACUAUAAAGCAGGUAGCCGAGUUCCUAUGCCAAAGAUUGAAGUUAAAACCGGAGGAUAUUCGGCUCUGGCAUCUCGUACCGACACCUACUGGUAUCAGCGAAUUCCCUUACCUGCUGGAGGAAGAUCAGUUGACGCUGCAUGAGCUAUCGAUUGGUGAUACCGAUCAGAUUCUGCUGGAGAUCCGUAAUAAAGAUCUCACCUGGCCGGAGGAGCUCGGUUCAUUGGCACUUUCGCAGGGCUCCGGAGGCACUAGUUUGGAUCGGCGAGGUACAAUUGCUUCGAUCCAAUCCCAACAUCCUCCGGGUGCGACAGGACUCCACAACCUGGGCAAUACAUGCUUCAUGAAUGCAGCUCUCCAGGUCCUGUUCAACACUCAACCACUCACGCAGUACUUCAUCCAGAAGAAGCAUCUGUACGAGUUGAAUACAACGAACAAGAUGGGCACGAAAGGACAACUAGUGAUUCGUUACGCAGAACUGUUGCGCGAUGUAUGGACGGCCUCGACACGUUCCAUUGCUCCACUGAAGUUGCGCUUUUGUGUGACAAAGCAUGCGCCUCAGUUUUCAGGCGGAGGACAGCACGAUUCUCAGGAGCUGCUCGAUUGGCUGCUGGAUUCGCUUCACGAGGAUUUGAAUCGCGUGAUGGAGAAGCCGUACACGGAGUUGAAGGAUUCGGAUGGACGUUCGGAUGUGAUCGUAGCGACGGAAGCAUGGAGUCAGCACCAUGCCCGCAAUCAGAGUAUAAUUGUUGACUUGUUUUACGGACAGUUGAAGUCGAAGGUAACAUGUCAGGGUUGUGGCCGAGAUUCGGUCCGAUUCGACCCGUUCAGCUUGCUAAGUUUACCACUUCCUGUGGAGAAUUACACAUACUGCGAAGUACUCGUGAUGCUACUGGACGGCUCUGUACCGGUGAAGUAUGGUUUGCGGAUGAAUUCGGAAAUGAAGUACUGGGAUCUCAAGAAACAUUUGAGUGAAUUGUGCGCUCUAGAGCCGGAUCAAAUGUUGAUCUGUGAACUAUCGAACUCGCAAAUACGACUCAUCCUGCCCAACGAGAUUCGAAUUAAGCCGAGUACUGCCUGUGAGCUGUAUGCGUACGAGCUGCCAAAGGUCGACAGUGUGCUCCGAUCUCGCGCUGGUUCUGAGUUGGCCAUUAACAUCGAGAAAGGACUCAAGGAUAUUCAGCGGAAUCAAGCUCUUCUAAUACCAUCAUUAGACCCGCACCAGCUUACGACAAGCUCGAUCAACACCACAAUCUCGUCCACAUCGUCGUCAGCGUCCUCCUCCUCGACGGCCACGACUGACGAUACGGCCGCCAUUACCGGACGUAAGCCGGGAUCCGCUACAGGUGGCGGAUCUAAGCCGUUAACGAACGGAGUGCUCUGUAAUGGCGGAUCAGCCGGAGGAGGAGGUGUCGAUGGUGGAGCCAGUAAUGGAGCGACGGUGGCUAACCGCAGGACUUCGGCCACGUCGAAGGUAAGCCGGUGCUUUGGCAACACACUCUGCAUGCCCCCGAAUAUGUUGUGCUUCAAGCACAUUCCGGAAAUCAGCACUAGCCCGGACAGUACGUUCGUAUAUGGCGCAGGGCAGUACAGCGAGCUGACCACGGGGUACGGUAGCAAUGGAUACGGUACCAGUGUAAUCGGAAAUCAGAAGCUAAACACGCAUGCGUCCGCCACACAGCAGCCAUCGAAAGAUCCCAACCGAUCGAAAACGAUAUCGACGACCAAUUUGUUGAACAACGCCGAUAACGGUUGGAGCAGUGGUAACGGCGUUGGGUGCGACUUGUCGAAUACGCACCAUCUGCAUCACCCGUACGAAUGUACCGAUUGCGAUAAUAUCUACAUGGGAGAGGACAUGCCACCGUACGGCGAUCCCCAGCAGGGUGAUGCGAUAAGUCUAAGUGCAAUUAGUAAGCGACCGCAUGGUUUUGCGGGCGGAACAGCGGGUCUGCGAAAGACGAACUAUUUGAUAGCGGUCCAUCGGAAGCUCAGCAGACAGGAUACGUAUUUCCUGUCGCAUCACAAAUCGAAACCGGGACUGUUCGGUGUACCACUGCUGAUUCCUUGCUACGACGGAGUCACCAACAAAGAGCUGUACUGUUCCGUUUGGUUGCAGGUGGCCCGUUUACUCAGUCCACUGCCACCAACACCGCCAGACCAAUCGAACCAUGCUACCGACUGUGAUGAUAGUCUAGGGUACGAUUUUCCGUUCACGUUGCGUGCAGUAGGAAGCGGCGGUCGUAUGUGUGCCCUCUGCCCGUGGUCACGUUUUUGCCGUGGUUGUGAGAUUCCGUGCAAUGAUGAACCGCUGCUGCAGGGAUUGAUUUGUUCGGCACCCGGUUCAACAAGUAAUAGCUCCACACCAAAUCUAUCUUCACGCGAACAAACACCGACCUUACGACGGAAGGGAUAUGCGGCUAGUUCGUCCGGUAGCUCGUCGUUAGAUGGAGCUACCAACCAGCAACAGCAACCAUCCUCGAUGGGUACGUUGCCGACGACAUCAUCGUCGUCACCGGUUGCAUCGUUGCAGAGUUCCAUCAAUGCACGAUCCAUCCAAAUUGCCAUAGAUUGGGAUCCAACAGCACUUCACUUACGUUACCAAAGCACACGCGAACGGCUAUGGACCGUACACGAAUCGGUGGCGAUAUGCCGCAAACAACAAACGGAACCCGUCGAUCUGGAUCACUGUCUACGGGCCUUUACCUCAGAAGAAAAGCUAGAACAAUGGUACCACUGUUCGCAUUGUAAACAGAAAAAGCCAGCCACUAAAAAGCUGCAGAUCUGGAAAUUACCUCCCAUUUUGAUUGUGCAUUUGAAGCGCUUCAACUACGUCAGUGGCAAAUGGGUAAAGUCGCAGAAGGUAGUCAACUUCCCGUACGAAGGCUUCGAUCCAACGCCCUAUCUUGCCUCCGUGCCGCAGGAGACAAUUCUACGCCAUCGCGAUCUGCUCGAAGGUUUAUCCGCUGGUCCGCGUGGCGAUGGACGCAAUCGAGACUGCCACGAGGAGUUUGUAGAGUUCGAUCGGGAAAUGUCCAUGAUCGAUGAAGCAAGCGAUGAGAUUUCACUAUCAUCUCUGCGGCUAAACGGUGCGAGGGAUAGCGAGGGCGGUUGUGAUAGUGACGAUGGCGGUACUAACAGCGAUCGCCGACAGGACGAAUUAGAUGGCAAACCGCGGAGCAGUAUUAUAACACCGGCCGUUGUCGGUUUCAAUCAUGUGUCGAGUCCUCGUCAGUUGCCGGACGGCGAUGUACUGGGCGGCGGUUGUAGUUCCUCGGUCGGUAAUGAAAGCACUACCGCAUCCACGUCUGUGCGAAUAAAGUCGGCAUGUUCGGUGCGCAGCAGUGAUUCCACGCGUCGACAGCGACUAGUGUCUACUAGUCUUACGAAGACUCCGAUCAUUGAUGGGGAAUUGACAGAUUUCCACAAACAUCAUCUGAAGCCCGAUUGUGAUCCGUUCGAGUUGAAGUAUCAGCUUUAUGCUGCUGUGUGCCAUUCGGGAAUGCUUAACGGUGGACAUUAUAUCUCCUAUGCGGCCAAUCCGAACGGUUCGUGGUAUUGUUACAAUGAUAGCUCCUGUCGCGAAAUACCUACACGGCCAAAGAUUGAUCCCAGCACGGCCUAUCUGCUGUUUUACGAGCGACGCGAUCUGGAGUAUGGACCGUAUCUACCUAAAGUAGACGGAAGGCAGUUGCCCAGCGAAGGCCUUCUCGACCUCGAUGACAGUGAUAAUGAUUUAAAGAAGAUGUGUUCGCUUAUGUAAGGACGAGGAACAAGGAUGCGGUGCGUUGAAGUUUCUUUUGUGGAUUUUCUUUUCGGAGGAAAUAAUUAAACCGCUCGACGCCAAGAUAUAUAGGGUAGCUAAACGAAACAAUAUAAUUCAAUGUACGCCAUUCUUUAAUCACAAGCAACUAGUUCCGGAACGUAGUUUAGCUUAAAUUGAUAAAAUCAACCGUAUAAUCAAAGUGUUUCACGUCUUAUGCAAUCGAAAUAGGGAUUGUUUUUGCGAUCCAUUGCCUCUAGGGAGCGUACAGCAGAAUCACUAGGCAGAAGGUUUAGAAGAAGGCACACCGUGUAACAGCUGGCAUGACAUUGAUGGAGUUGCGGGUGUAUUGGGUAAUGGGUCCGGGUCAAUGAGGGGUUGUUCGUGGUGUGCUUUCGAUGGGAAGGAUAUUGGUAAACAGGCGCAUCGUAUUUUAGUUUUUACGCGUUGCUUUUGCAUAAAUUGCUAUAGGCUUUACAUUUUUCUACGAAAAAUAUAGCGACAUAAGCAUACCACUGAUUGCCUGCUUUAAGUUGGCCAAUGCUUCGAAUGCGUGUUACGAAUUUUCGAUGCGCUGUGAUGUACUAUUUGCAGAAAGAUGGAUGAUUUUGAAGCGAGAGCGAGAACAUUCCACAUACAUAUGGCCUACGGUGAAACUAUCGUUAGACCUUUUGAAAGCCAUUUGGGAAUGGGGGAAUUGUGCGUUUAUUGUGCUUAGUUUUUGAUUUAUGAGCGAAGCGAAUUCAGGAAUUUACUAAUGGAAUAUCGAUAUUGUAAGCAAUAGAUAUUAUUGAAGAGGAGGCAAACCAUCAGCUGAUGGUCGCGGGAUGCCUCUCUUUGCCGCGGGAGAUCUGUCCUCGAUUAUGUGUUAGAGUGCUUCACUACCACACCCGUGAGCUGUAAUUGUGCGCGUUUGGUGGUUCGUUAUGAUAGAUUUUGUUUUCGUUUUUAACUGUUUGGUUAUUCGUACCUUUAUUGUUCAAAGCCAUUAAACCAAGAUAUUGCAGCGAGCAAUCUGAAGAAUUAACUCACUGAUAUGUUGUUACGCAGACACACACGUUCCUUGUUAUAACGGUAAUACGAAUGUGUGGUAAGCUUUUGUAAUUGGUCUUCUGCCGUUCAAAUAUCUCGUUACGUUUCUCGUGUCAUUCUUUAAAUUUUUGUUUCGUACGCAUGUUAUUUCAUAAUGCGGAUACUGCUGCGUAUGACUUAGUUCAGCAUCACCAGAUACCGGAACGUGCGAUCCGUGGAUCGUGGAAACAAGCGGACGCUACACUACUGUUGGUUUGGGUUGAUCCUCUGUUUAAUUGUUAUUUUUGUACAUGCAUAGGUUUUUAUUUUGGUAGUUGUUUAAAUAAAGAAGAAUAAUCUAUACAAUC
Messenger RNA from Anopheles moucheti, 8143 nucleotides. It is a transcript of the gene Usp32, whose product is annotated as ubiquitin carboxyl-terminal hydrolase 32. The transcript has 11 exons. Gene Ontology annotation, biological process: protein deubiquitination. Gene Ontology annotation, molecular function: calcium ion binding; cysteine-type deubiquitinase activity. Bases 867 to 6764 code for a protein of 1965 amino acids. Gene Ontology annotation, cellular component: Golgi apparatus. The record is from RefSeq and is a predicted model, not a curated record. Lineage: Eukaryota; Metazoa; Arthropoda; Insecta; Diptera; Culicidae.